AUGGCAAUCAGUCGGGACGCCCCCAUUAUGGCUGCCCUCGGUGCCGCUGCUGUGGUCGGACUAGGCAGCGAGGCCUUUGUGGCCUCCAAGCCCUUGCAGGUGCAGAGCGCUCCAAGCACAUCUUCGCUCAGGGGUGCAACCGCCGUUCCAGGAUCGGGAUCCUUUGGUGGCGCGAGCAGGACGUUGGCGGUUGGCGCCGGGGCCGUUGCCACUGCAGUCCUUGGGCGAGGAGCUUUGCUGCGCCGCCGCGCAACUGCUGUGAAGAAGAAGGGUGUCCGCGUGGUCGAGGGCAAGGAGAUCCCCUGGAACCUCUUCAGCCCCAAGGCACCAUACGAGGGCAGCUGCGUGUCCAAGGAGACCAUCACCAGCAAGACGCCUCUGGUGAACUGGGAGACGUGCCAUGUGAUCAUGGACCACGGCGGCAAGGUGCCCUACAUCGAAGGCCAAUCCAUUGGGGUGAUUGCGCCGGGCCCGGACAAGAAGGGCGAGACCCCAGCAAAGAUUCGCUUGUACUCCAUCGCCUCCUCCGCGCCCGGUGACGACGAGAGCAGCAAGACG
Messenger RNA from Symbiodinium necroappetens, 558 nucleotides. Lineage: Eukaryota; Dinophyceae; Suessiales; Symbiodiniaceae. The record is from the annotation of a GenBank genome assembly.